AUGGUUUCAGUAUUAGCAGGUAUUGCAAAACUGGACAUUUUUGGAUAAAUGGUGUUCUUGAGGAUAAAUAAGCAAGCUUAUUAUAAGACCGUUUUAGGAGGUUGUGCAUCCAUUGGCGUGAUGGCGAUUAUGAUGACUAUUUUCAUCACAAAUUUUAUUACCUUUAUAUAGAAAGAAUAGUUGAAAGUAAUUACAAUUUCAGAGUACGAUGAUAAAGUUGAUCAAAUUGCUUUUAAUAACUCUAACUUCUUAUUCGCUGUUUAGAUCGAAUAAGAUAAUUUUAUUGAAAACCCGUAUUUUAAUAUAACUUUGAAACAAAAAGUUUAUUCUCGUAGUUAAUAAGGAGAUCUUUUAAAGAAGACUGAACCAAUAGAAUUAGUUCCAUGUACACUGGAUCGUUUUAAUUAAAUUUUUGCUGAAAACAAUGUCAAUUUCCAUUAAUAAUUUUAAUAACUUCAAUUAUAGAACUUUCUGUGCCCAUCGAUAAAUUCAGAAAUUCAAAUUGGAGGGACCUAAUCAAGCACUUUGUUUCAAUUUAUUGAUCUGUCAGUUUCAGAAUGCUAAAAUAAUUCGACUAAUCAAUGGAAACCAAAUUGUCGUGAAUCUGACUAACAUACAUUCAAAAUUAAAUUACUCACAGUCAAUCAAAUUAUAAACCCUUAUAAACCUAAAGAAUCUUAUGUUCAACCGUUCAUAGAUGAUUCAUUUUCUUUUUCCUUCAACAUCAAUUUUACUAAAUCUAUUAAUGCUUUCAUUACUAAAUUUGAUUUUCUUAAUGACGAAAGUUUACUUCCUAUAAGUAUGUUUGAAGAAAGAUCUUUUUAUGUAUUGGACCCAACAGAUGUACAAUAAGAUUACACAGAGAUUAUUGAAGACUCUUUUGUUAAAUUGUUAUUUCGCAAGAAGCCUUUCAAAACUAAAUUUUAGAGAUAAUAUCAAAAAAUAGAUGAAUUACUUUCCAAUAUUGGAGGUAUUCUAUAGAUAUUCUCCUUCUUUAUUGGACUACUUAAUCAAUUGUAUUUCUUAUUUUUGACUCUAGAUAUGGUAGAAUUGGGAAAUAAACUAUAUGAUUUUAGCAUUGAUGAUUCAGACCAAAAGAAAAUAUAUCAAGACAAUCUCUAAAUUCUGGUUGAAACUUAAGCUAAUGACAAUAAUGCCCAGGAUUCCUAAAUAUACCAAAAAAUGUAAUAGGCUAUUAUCGCAGAUAAUGAAAUUAGAAUAACUGACAGUUAGACAUAACCACUUAAAUAAGACUAAAAAUUAUCAACUAAAUUAUGUUGCUCAUCUGGAUUAGAUUAUUUUUAAAAUUAAUUACAAAAAAUGUUUUAGAAAAAGAAACCAAUAAAUCUAGAUCUAAAAAUAUUUUUUAAUUUUAUUACAUGUGGCAUGUUAUUUAGUAAGAUUCCAAAGGUCUAAUUAAUGAAUAAAGCAUAUGAUUAAAUUAUUCAACAAUCAGACAUAUACUCAUUGUUGACAAGGCUGAAUGAAAUUGAUAAAUUGAAAGAAGUAUUAUUAACACCCAAGUAAUUGGUCAUGUUUAAUUUUACUCCAAAGCCUUUAAUUACAUUAGAAGAAGAGGAUCUUAAAAUCAAUAGAAACAUGGUGGAAAACUAACUCAAAACACCUAAAGAUAACAAAGAAGAGAUGUUAGUUUAUGCAAGAAUGAUGAUGAAAUAAAAAAGAUAAAAUAAAAUUGGAAUGAAUCAUGAAUCAAUCAGAAAGAAGAAGAGAUCUAGUUUUAUUCCAUAACCUCUUAAUAAUUAUGUGUAUUAAUAAAUCUAUAAUGUAACAUUGGAAACUAUAAUUUAGGCAUAUGAAGAAAUUGUCAAAAGAUAACCUGGAUCAUCUUCUGAAACUCUAAAUUCGCAACUUAUUUCAAUGUUGGGGGCUGAAUUAGAAUUAAUUUACUAAGUUUGUCAAAAAAUUGAUUAAGAUGUCAGACCUUUUGCCAAAUACCAUCAAAAAUUAAAAUCGUCCCUUUCUUAGAAAAGGAGUUUAAUUAAAUAAGAUCUUGAAAAAUAAAAUGAUAGCACUUGA
Paramecium tetraurelia is the source of this 2037-nucleotide messenger RNA. RefSeq lists its product as uncharacterized. Gene Ontology annotation, biological process: reciprocal meiotic recombination. NCBI's taxonomy places the organism in Eukaryota, Ciliophora, Oligohymenophorea, Peniculida, Parameciidae. The transcript is spliced from 11 exons. The record is from RefSeq and is a predicted model, not a curated record. Gene Ontology annotation, cellular component: nucleus. Gene Ontology annotation, molecular function: double-stranded DNA binding.